AUGAUUUCCCUUUUGACACUAGACAGUGAUGAGGGACUUCUUGCUCGUCUUGGAUAUAAACAAGAGCUCAAGAGACACUUCACACCCCUAGAGAUUUUUGGAUUUGCUUUCAGUCUUAUUGGGAUUGUACCUUCUUUCUCAUCAGUGGGUUUUUUUAUCUUGGGAUAUCAAUUUGUAUCCGUGCUAAUCUUCUCCAUCCCCAAUGGAGGCGCUUUUGCGAUGGUCUGGGGUUGGACUGUCUGUUCAAUAUUCAUUGCUGCAAUUGCCCUCACCGUUGGAGACAUAGCAUCUGCUGUGCCAACGUCUGGCGGACUUUAUUACUGGACGUUCAUGUUCUUGCCGGAGAAAUGGCAUGGAUUUUUAUGUUGGAUGGUAGGAUAUUCCAACACUAUCAGUAAUGUGGCUGACCUUACGAGUGUCAACUGGGGGUGUGCCGUGCAGAUUAUGGCGGCAGUGAGUAUCGGGUCUGAUCUCGCUUUUGAGGUGACUAUGGCUCAAACCUUUGGAUUAUAUUGUGCUCUUGUCCUUUGUCAUUGCCUGAUAUGCACCCUCAACUUGAGUAUUAUGGCUAGAUUGCAAACCGCUGUAGUGAUAAUUAAUGUUCUCUUGUUCUGUGUGAUCAUCAUAGGCCUUCCAGUGACAACUCCUGAACAAUUCAGAAACAAUGCAAAAUUUGCUUUCAAGGACUUCACCAAUGUAUCUGGAUGGCCCAAUGGCUUUGCGUUUAUCCUUAGCUUUUUAACCCCUUUAUGGGGUGUUGGAGCAUUUGAUGAUCCCAUCCAUAUGAGUGAGGAAGCAGCCAAUGCCAGCAUAGCCAUUCCAAUGGCUAUCAUUUGCUCCAUCUUUUCUGCCACUAUUUUUGGCUGGGCCAUGAAUAUCAUGCUAGUCUUCUGUAUGGGUCAAGAUUACCAAAGUAUCAUUGAUAGUCCUAUCGGUCAGCCCAUGGCCAUGAUAUUGUUCAAUUCCUUCGGGAAGACUGGCACUCUCAUCGUGUGGUCAUUUGUCAUCUUGACACAAUUUGCCAUGGGUACGAAUCAAAUGAUGACAGCCUCAAGGCAGAUCUUUGCCUUCUCUCGAGAUGGCAGUCUCCUGCUGUCCCAGUGGGUAUACUACGUCAAUCCUCAAACUCGGAUACCAACUGUCAUGAAUCACCCCUAUUUUUUGCUUAUCAUUAUCUUAUCUCAUCAACUUGUCAUUCGACUCUCGUCAUCAUUCCUCAUACCUGAUUCACAUCAUUCAUGA
Messenger RNA from Desarmillaria tabescens, 1242 nucleotides. Its product is annotated as amino acid/polyamine transporter I. Bases 1 to 1242 code for a protein of 413 amino acids. Gene Ontology annotation, cellular component: membrane. The transcript has 14 exons. Gene Ontology annotation, biological process: transmembrane transport. The record is from RefSeq and is a predicted model, not a curated record. Gene Ontology annotation, molecular function: transmembrane transporter activity. NCBI's taxonomy places the organism in Eukaryota, Fungi, Basidiomycota, Agaricomycetes, Agaricales, Physalacriaceae.